AUGAAGUCUAAUCAUGACAAGCAUGCCAAGUUCCAAGACGUAGCUGUUGGCGACACUGUAUUGGCACGUGACUAUGUAUCCUGUCACAAGUGGCAAUCUGGUACAGUGGUACAGCAGACCGCACCCCAUUCCAACAGUGUUCAGCAACAAGAUGGUCAGACUUGGAGGCGACACCUCGACGACAUUCUUCUGAACAGUUCAAGUUCAGGAACCACUAAAGCAGAGGAAGCACCCACUGAGGGAGAUCUUCAAGAUUACCCUGGAGAAGCAAACAGCUCCACUCCAGAAGAUUGUGGACCAGAGGAUCCACCCCCUACUGCUACCCCUGCUAGUCCUGAACUACGCCGAUCUAAACGCACCCCAAAACCACCUCAGAGGUUGAUUGAAGAACUUUGA
Molecule: messenger RNA, 396 nt
Organism: Pocillopora verrucosa
Lineage: Eukaryota; Metazoa; Cnidaria; Anthozoa; Scleractinia; Pocilloporidae
Source: RefSeq, a predicted model, not a curated record